Neurospora hispaniola is the source of this 1188-nucleotide messenger RNA. RefSeq lists its product as uncharacterized. Gene Ontology annotation, molecular function: zinc ion binding; nucleic acid binding. NCBI's taxonomy places the organism in Eukaryota, Fungi, Ascomycota, Sordariomycetes, Sordariales, Sordariaceae. The record is from RefSeq and is a predicted model, not a curated record. Bases 218 to 1129 code for a protein of 303 amino acids. The transcript has 2 exons.
AAUUUUUGUCUCUUGUCAAAUGCCAACCAUGUUUCUUGGGACGUGCGACAUCAUCACAACGACCACGCGCUAAAUCUUUAUCGCUGUGCCAACUCCUCCUCGCAUUACCGGGCGCCGAUUAAGGAGUAGCUCAAACUAUUGAGUUAAAUUACAAGACCAUUAACGAUAACAUCUUCCAGUCGUCAACGCUACCGCGCGCCUAUUCAACGUACUCACGAUGGCCCCCACGAACCUGCCAACCAUGGCGGCGCCACAGACGCAAAAGACUAUGUCUUCUCGCUUGAUGACGAUGAAGUUCAUGCAGAGAGCUGCUGCUACUGCUGCUACUGCGUCACCAACCGAGAAGCCCAGCACCCCGAAGACAGAGGACGAGGGUCCCUCCAAGCGCCGGAAGCAUUCCCAUACAUCGAAAACGAGCACACCCAAUCCGGAGGCCGACCAGGCAUUGUUUGACCAAAAGGCCAUCCAGGCCGCGCUGGAAGAAGAAGAGAAGAAGCGACAAGCUGCCAUUGAAAAGCGUGCUGCAGAACUUGGUGACUCCCAUUGGGUCUUACCUGGUGCUUCCCUCGCCCCGAAGGCCGGGGCUCGCCCAGUGCUGAAUGUUGUUCAAGUUGGAUUUGCGCAGAUUGAUUACUCAGGCAAUACGAGUGGUGACGAUGACGCUCCUGCCGCUGUUCCCACCGCCGUCCGCUUCCGCCAAUUCAACAUGAAGAAAAAGGGGGAGAAGAAGAAGAACGAAGACGGCGACAGCGAUGAUGACGACGAGAGUGAUAGUAAUAGUGAUAGCUCAGGCUCAGACUCCGAUGACGACCGCUCUGAGGGUGAAGCAUCUUCCGACUCCAACAAGCAGGCAGACGGAGGCCAACAAAAGGGUGUCAAUCCCAGGGGACAGAAGCGGGCAAGGCCGGGAUCCUCGUUCUCUGACAAGAGAAGCGAGGAGCGCAAGAAGGCAGCACAGUUUGCGCUUGGCCGACGGAAGAGGGAGGUGAAUCCCAACCGUCCUGCCACGAUAUCUGGAUCGGGUGGCCAGCCACAAGGCGUUCACCGGCAGGCUUUCACCGGCGCCUGCCACACAUGUGGACAGAACGGUCAUCGAGCUGCUGACUGCCCCCGCAAGUCGCGGAAGUAGUGUUGAUGGUUCGGCAUCCAUUUUAGUCCCGAUCGUGUGUUCCACUGUUCUAAAAUUGG